Ostrinia furnacalis (Asian corn borer) is the source of this 521-nucleotide messenger RNA. RefSeq names its product protein D2-like. The coding region runs from base 12 to 458 and encodes 148 amino acids. The record is from RefSeq and is a predicted model, not a curated record. Lineage: Eukaryota; Metazoa; Arthropoda; Insecta; Lepidoptera; Crambidae. The transcript has 4 exons.
CGCCCAGAAGUAUGCUGGAAGUAUGUUACCCUACUGGCUUCCGCCUCAUGUUUGGAAACACAGCCUGCCCGUCGCAGCUGAAGGAAGCCCCAACUGUGAUGUGGAGGGCUAACCCUUAUCGCUACUACACCCUCAUCGUAGCAGAUCCCGACGCUCCUUCGCGAAUAGCUCCAGAGGACCGGGAAUGGUUGCAUUGGCUGGUCAUCAAUAUCCCCGGAGCAAACCUGGCUGCUGGGGAGACCGUCUUUGACUACCUGCCCCCCGGCCCACCACCUAAGACUGGCCUGCACAGAUACGUCUUCUUGGUGUAUGAACAGCCUUCGAGGAUAUGCUUUAAUGGACCAAGAGAAUUCAAGAAUCGUGGCAAAUUUUCUGCCGAGCAGUUUGCAGCGCAGAAUGGACUGGGCAUUGCUUACGCGGGCAACUUCUUCUUGACCCAGAACGAGUCAAACCCGUGAGAUUUGGAGGGGCAAGUUGUGGUUACAGAUAUAAUAAACGUUUACAUAAAACUACUGACUAUA